AAACCCCGAAGAAGAAGAACCGGAAGUAGUUUCCGUGUCAGAGGUUGAGCACAUUGCUUCUCGGCGGUUCAACCUGUUUCUUUACAGUACCGGGAAUGAAUGAAGCUUUACUCCAAUAACAUACCUAACACACACUUUAAACACGCGGUACCACAGAGGGAAAACAGUGACUACUCCGUUAUUCUGCGUACAGUGUAAUACAAGAAGUUCAUCUUAUUAGAGUUCAUAGACCAGGACAGAGAUGGCUGGAAUUCUGUUUGAGGAUAUCUUUGACGUAAAGGACAUCGAUCCCGAUGGCAAGAAGUUUGACAGAGUAUCUCGUCUACAUUGUGAAAGUGAAUCUUUUAAGAUGGACCUCAUUUUGGAUGUGAACAUUCAGAUCUAUCCUGUUGAUCUAGGUGACAAAUUCAGACUGGUUAUUGCCAGCACGUUAUAUGAAGACGGAACGCCAGAUGACGGAGAGUACAAUCCUCAGGAUGACCGGCCAUCUAGAGCGGACCAGUUUGAUUAUGUGAUGUAUGGGAAAGUUUACAAGAUUGAGGGCGAUGAGACUUCAACAGAAGCAGCCACACGCCUCUCUGCCUACGUGUCUUACGGCGGCCUCCUCAUGAGGCUGCAAGGAGAUGCCAACAACCUUCACGGCUUCGAGGUGGACGCCAGGGUUUACCUCCUCAUGAAGAAACUGGCCUUCUAAAACUCUGCUCGCCCUCAUACCCUGGUUUUUCCACUGCCACAGCCAACUUUAAAGUCAUGAUGAACUGCAUACUGAAAACAUUCUCAAGUCUGGAGCCGAGACCAUCAUCCAACAGACAGAACACUUGGACGCUGAAAAAAAAUCAUAUUUAGUUUUUUACUUUUGUAGUUUCAAAAUGUUUCCUCCAAGGAGAUGGACUACACAUUAAAGACUGUGACACUUGAGAACUGCUGCAACCUCCAUCUGCUGGCAAACUGUAAAUAAAGAUUUCUUUUAUACAAAACGA
Sebastes umbrosus (honeycomb rockfish) is the source of this 980-nucleotide messenger RNA. RefSeq names its product RNA polymerase II, I and III subunit H (gene polr2h). Bases 242 to 694 code for a protein of 150 amino acids. NCBI's taxonomy places the organism in Eukaryota, Metazoa, Chordata, Actinopteri, Perciformes, Sebastidae. Gene Ontology annotation, cellular component: RNA polymerase II, core complex; RNA polymerase I complex; RNA polymerase III complex. Gene Ontology annotation, biological process: DNA-templated transcription. The record is from RefSeq and is a predicted model, not a curated record. Gene Ontology annotation, molecular function: DNA-directed RNA polymerase activity. The transcript is spliced from 6 exons.